AAUAAAUAAAGAUUAUGUAUUUCGAAAUAAUUUUAAAUUUCAGUAAUACACAGCACACAAAAUUUAUAAACUUAAUAUUUAAUUAUUUAUAAACAAUCUUUGAGACUGUUGUUGAAUUAGAUAAAAGUAUUUAAGAAUGUUCCAUUGUAAGGUUAUGAAACAUUUUUAAAUUACUCUGAUACAUUAACAAUCUUUUUUUUCAUGAUUAUUUAUCAUAAUUAAAUGAGAUAUAUCGUAUACUUACUAUAUUUAAGGAGAUUUUUAUUUAAGAUACUUUUCUGACACAAUUUAGCAAGAUUCUCACGAAGAAAUAAAUUAAACAUGUUAGGCAUUUUACCAAAAAGCUUUGAAUCACAUUUUAAUGUCUUCUUGUAAUUCAAAUAAGUAAUAUAAUUUAUAAAAAAUAAAUAUAUAAUAAAAACAAAUAAAUAAUUGCUAAAAUAUUAAAUUAUUGGAAGUAAUUAUGUUGCGCAUUACUGUGAAAUUGGACAAGGAAACAAUUGCAUAAGUUUGUUUAUAAUGUUUUGUCAAUGUUUCUAUAAUAUAGACAAAUUAGAAUUUUAUAAUAUUUUAUUAUACGUAAUGUUUCAAAAUAUUUAUAUACAUUAACAUUUAAUUAUUAUUAUUAUAAAUAAUUCAUAAUUGAGAGAUUCUGUAACAUGUUUGAGAUAUUAAAAUUCAAUAUGGAUAAAUUUAUACACACAUUUCUACAGAAUUUAGGUUUAAGAAUUGAAUCUCAUGCCUGCAAAAAGUUUAACAAGAUUACAUAUAUAUCAAAUAUGAAUAAAUCUUAUAUAGCAAAGCAACUAUAUUCUACAGAGGAAAUAAAAGAUAUUAAUAUACAGCAAGAUUUGGAUUUUUCUAGCGAAGAAAACAUAAAAUAUUUCAUGGAAAAGCAUGUUAAUCUCUUUGAUAAACUUACUUAUCUAAAUAAUGCACAAAUUUUAACCUCUCAUUUGAAGAAUAUUAAUACAAUGAUUCUUCAGAAAAUAAAGCUAAGAUGGAAAUACAAUGGAAAUGUAAAAAAGAGAGAAAUUAAAACAUGGAACAAAAUUGUAACUUAUAACAAGAAACUAAGAACAAAUUUAGCAAAUAAAUUGAGUGGGUCACAGGGCAAAUUAUUGUCUUCUUCAGGAUGCAAACGAAAAUAUGCACAGUUUACCAAACAUUAUGACAAAUAUCACAAACAAGCAAAUAGAAAUGACUGAACAAUUUUUAUGGUUGCAUGUAAAAGAUGUAGAAUAUAUGAAAAGAAACAUACAAGUUACUCUUCAUAUCGCAAAG
Bombus huntii is the source of this 1284-nucleotide messenger RNA. RefSeq lists its product as uncharacterized. The record is from RefSeq and is a predicted model, not a curated record. The coding region runs from base 660 to 1208 and encodes 182 amino acids. NCBI's taxonomy places the organism in Eukaryota, Metazoa, Arthropoda, Insecta, Hymenoptera, Apidae. The transcript is spliced from 2 exons.